AGAAGGAUUGAUAUAACAAGAGCGACUAUCGAUGCGCAGCACAAUUCUCACUCACUCCAAGUCUUUGAAGCAAGAGCGAACCAGGGGAGCGGGCUUUCCAUUCAUUUACACUUUUCUGUCUUGAGUCCGCGGCGCGGGUAUCGUUCACCACAUUUUUUUUUUUUGUAAAAGUGAACACGAGACACCCGCAGAUCUGAAACUUUACGAGACCUCCGAGUUUGGGGACUUUGCUUCCCAGUUGAAUUGCAUGACAUUUGUUUUAAGGACUUUUAAGAGCCUGACAGACUUUCUUCACCUACCGCGUAGUAGUGUGGGAUUUUUGAGCUGAAACUGGGACUUCUCAAAUGCAAAAGUACAUGUAUGAGAAAGCAAUGGCCCAAGAGACAAGGAACGGAGGAACCUCUACGUUAAAUAACAACAAUGGUGUUGACAACAGUAAGAAGAAGCUGCUAAUAGCGCUCGACAUCUUCUGUCUUCUACUUGCUAGCCUGCCUUUCCUGAUCAUUGAGACUAGCACCAUAAAGCCGUACCAGCGCGGGUUUUACUGUUCGGACGAGUCCAUCCGCUACCCCCGAAAAGAGGGAGACACCAUUAGCGAUGCCGUGCUUUGUGGUGUUGGCAUUCUUAUUGCCAUCUUCUCUAUUGUGAUUGGAGAAUGCUUCAGGAUUCACCAACUACAUGAGGGAACCAAGUCUUUUGUGGGGAAUCCCUAUGUUGCAGCCCUCUACAAACAGAUGGGCGUGUUUCUCUUUGGAUGUGCCGUCAGCCAGUCGUUCACAGACAUAGCCAAGGUGUCAGUGGGCCGCAUGAGGCCCCACUUCUUAGAUGUGUGUAAACCAGAUUUCUCCACCAUCAACUGUUCAGCGGGAUACAUCACCAACUAUACCUGCACUGGCGACGAGAGUGAUGUACAGGAGGCCAGGAAAUCCUUCUUCUCAGGACAUGCCUCUUUUUCCAUGUUUACCAUGCUCUACCUGGCUUUCUAUCUCCAGUCCAGGUUUUCGUGGCGUGGCGCUCGUCUCCUCCGCCCGCUUCUCCAGUUCACCCUGUUGAUGAUGGCCUUUUACACCGGCCUGUCACGCGUCUCCGACCACAAGCACCACCCGACCGAUGUCCUGGCAGGCUUUGUGCAGGGAGCCCUGGUGGCCUACUGCAUAGUGUUCUACGUGUCAGACCUGUUCAAGCCCCGGGUGAAGCCGGCCACGCCCCCGCCCUCCCCCAUCAAGAAGGAGCUGCUCCCUUCGUCCGACAUCAUCGAGAGGAACAACCACCACAACAUGGUGUGAGAGACUGCCGCGACUUCUUCCUGCGACCGAGGAGCCAAUCACAGCGCUGCUCACCUCCCAUCGGACAGUAGAAUGUAGCGACGAGAGACUGUAGCUGCUCCUCAAACGCCACCCUCCUCCCUUUUUUCGCGGCUCCCAGCGAGGCGCUCUGUGGACUAGGGUGUCAGAUUUGAGAUUUGCACAGCAGAGUCCACUCUCACUAUCCAGACUUAUUAUUUACCAUUAUGUUAACUACUAAUCAACAUUUGAGCCCAUCGUUUUGAGCACAAACAGGAAACAAUUUGGAAGGCAAAAUGAAUUAAGAAAUUGAUGACAGGCAGAGCUGAGGGUGCGGAGGUUUGAUGGAAGUGUGACCACAAAAAGGGAAAACACUUGAAGGAAAUGAAUGAAGGAAAGACACGAAAUGAAAAAAAAAAAAAAAAAGACAAACCCCCUGCCUAGGGAGAGAGGGAUCUCCAGUGAUGCUUCCUCUCUGAACUCUCUGUGGCCUUGGAACGCUGUAGGACAACUACUUCCUUAGCUAUGGGAAGGAUAUUACUGCAAUAACUAGCAGCAUAGAAAUAUUAACAGUAUAGAAAAAUAUAACUUAUAGCACUGUUUUUAAGUUCAUUGUCCAUUAUCACCACUUGCUGCCUGAGACGUCUAACUGGGAGGAAACUUGAUGAUGCUGACACCGUGAGACAGACUCCAUACCACAAUAACAAUAACAAUAACCCUGUAAGAAUCAUAUACGGAUCUUUUCAGGUCUUUAGAACAGGUUUCACUUUCGGAAGCAAGACAUCCCAAUAAACUCAUAAACAAUAAACUCAACAUUAGGAAGUGAAGCCCUCCAAUAUCACUCGCCUCUGUCUCCGGAUCAGCACGUCACGCUUUUUGCAGUCAGACUCUCAGAGCGGCCUAAACGCGGGAUGUUGCAUUUCUUGAGGGUUAGAUGUAGUAAAAAAAAAAAAUGGGGGUGGGGGUGGGGGGGAUAUUUUCUGUGGAAGGACGGGGAGGCAGAUCUUACAGCCUCCCAGCACCUGUAUAAGAGGCGUGGCUGUGCCAUGCCACUUCCUGGUGUUGGGUCGCCAUCUGUUUGGCUUCCUGGACACAGGAAGAAGACGGGUGGUCAGAGUGAAGGGGUGCGGGCUGUCACCGUGGAAAGAGGGUGAUGAAUUACAGCUAAGCUGGCACAUUAUUUUUUGGGAUGAUUUGGGCUCUUUCCGCUGGCAGGGAGGGGCUCUCACCCACCCAAUCACUCAUUGGCAAUGGAUGUUUGUCUCUCAGUGUGUGUGUGUGUGUGUGUGUGUGUGUGUGUCCUGUGUGCUUGUACAUGUAUGUGUGAAUGUGUGUGUACAUAUGUAUGAGCGCUGUGAAACCCCCUCUUGAUAAACUACGUGUGUGUCAAAUGAGACGCACACUCUGUCAGCUGUGCCAAGUGUGUGUGUGUGUGUGUGUGUGCGCGCGUGUGUGUGUGUGUGCGUGCGUGUCAGAGAGCGAGAGAGCAGGUGAGCGUUAUAAAAACUGUGGAUCUAAUAUUUUUAUUCUCUUUAACCUUGUAUGUUUAUAGCCUGUCCUGUAUAAUCACUAACAGUUGUACAGUCCAGGUCCAGAAGCCCUUUUUAUUUACAGCCGACUCAGAUAUCCUCCUCCAACAACACACUCCGCCAUGUUGCACAUCUUUCUCAUCGUAUAGUCCGUCCUAUCAUUUCAAAAAGCCGUUUUCACUCUCUUUUUAUAAAUAUAUAAAUAAUGUAUAGAUCACUAAAAUUAACUCUGUAAGAUAUUGUUUUCUUAAGAUGUUUAGAUAUAUCCACUAUGAUUACAGACCUGUGUUCUUUACAAAAUGCUGCUUAAAAAGCAUCGAUUGACAGAUUUUUGUAUCUAGAUAACUAAACUAUUGUAGAUUGUUAUAGUUACGUUUGUAAUAUGCAUUCAAAAAAAAUACACCCACAAUUGUAUUAAAAUUCAAUAUUAGUAUUUUUGUAUUGUCUCGUUUUUUUUGUACAAAUACAUAGUUGCAAUGCCGUUUUUUCUGCUAAAUGUACUUAGCUCUAAUACAUGUGCUUUUAAAUAAAAAGCUCAUUAUGAACACAA
Centropristis striata (black sea bass) is the source of this 3362-nucleotide messenger RNA. It is a transcript of the gene plpp3, whose product is annotated as phospholipid phosphatase 3. Gene Ontology annotation, molecular function: phosphatidate phosphatase activity. The transcript has 7 exons. The coding region runs from base 345 to 1286 and encodes 313 amino acids. The record is from RefSeq and is a predicted model, not a curated record. Lineage: Eukaryota; Metazoa; Chordata; Actinopteri; Perciformes; Serranidae. Gene Ontology annotation, biological process: phospholipid metabolic process; canonical Wnt signaling pathway; phospholipid dephosphorylation.